AUGCGACUGGGGAACCACGGUCUUGAUGCUGCAAUGCGACUAGCCGAAGGUCACUGUCCAUGGUGGCAUGUUGCCAACCUACCAUUUCAGUUUAUCUGUGUCUUGCUGGCCAUUGACACAAGAGAGUCGCUGUCACACAUUGGUCCCGCGCUACGUUCGUUCAGAUCCGUCACCAGGCUUUACAAUACGCCUAGUAUCCACACGGCGCUGGAGACAAUAGAAUCGCUGGUUUGUCACUUCCAAACUAAAAAGCAACGGGACUCGGUCAUUCUCAGAGACAGUCCUGCAACAAAGGGAUGGAAGACUGACUGA
This is a messenger RNA of Penicillium egyptiacum, 312 nucleotides long. The record is from the annotation of a GenBank genome assembly. NCBI's taxonomy places the organism in Eukaryota, Fungi, Ascomycota, Eurotiomycetes, Eurotiales, Aspergillaceae.